This is a messenger RNA of Heteronotia binoei (common prickly gecko), 1150 nucleotides long. It is a transcript of the gene CNR2, whose product is annotated as cannabinoid receptor 2. Gene Ontology annotation, biological process: cannabinoid signaling pathway. The transcript has a single exon. Bases 53 to 1138 code for a protein of 361 amino acids. Gene Ontology annotation, molecular function: cannabinoid receptor activity. Lineage: Eukaryota; Metazoa; Chordata; Lepidosauria; Squamata; Gekkonidae. The record is from RefSeq and is a predicted model, not a curated record. Gene Ontology annotation, cellular component: membrane.
AGGAAGAUCUUCCCUUUCUGAAGAGAGGUUUUUCCAUUCCAAGUUCACAGGGAUGCAGAGAUGCACCAUGAAUGAAACUGCCAAUGCCUCCGGCUGUAGCUCCACUGCAAUGCCCGUGGAGUGCUACAUGGUCCUUGAUGAUCCUGCUCAGAAGACUGUCAUUGCUGUGCUGUGCUGCAUCUUUGGGAGCCUCUGCAUCUUGGAGAACUCCUUGGUGUUAUACCUCAUAUUUUCUUCCCGAAGGAUCCGAAACAAGCCUUCCUAUCUCUUCAUCAGUAGCCUGGCUGCGGCAGACACACUAGCCAGCAUCAUCUUUGUCUCCAGUUUUGUAAAUUUCCAUGUCUUCAAUGGGACUGAUUCCUCCAAAGAAGUCUUCUUGCUGAAGCUUGGCGGGGUCACCACAUCCUUCACAGCUUCCUUGGGCAGCCUGCUGUUGAUGGCAUUUGAUCGGUAUAUCUGUAUCCUUAAACCAUCAGAGUACAAGGUCCUCAUAACAAGUAGAAGAGCUUUGAUAGCUUUGGUGGUUCUCUGGGUCACCAUUAUGUUCAUCGCCUUCCUGCCCCUUCUGGGAUGGAACUGCUGCACCCUGAACUCCACCUGUUCUGAGUUAUUUCCCUUUGUCGACACCAACUAUCUCACAAGCUGGAUUGCUUCAGUAGUGAUCCUUCUGGUAUCUAUUGUGUACGCUUACAUGCACGUUCUUUGGAAGGCCCGUAAGCAUGUGUUGUACAUGAAGAAGCACCAUACCCAAGCUGGGCAGCAGAACACAAGGAUGAGAAUGGAUAUCACGUUGGCCAAAACAUUAGUGAUUGUCCUGGUGGUUCUUGUCAUGUGCUGGUCACCCGUCUUGGUGCUCAUGGCUUACAGUGUGUUUGCCAAACUGAAUGACACCAUCAGAAAGAUAUUUGCCUUCUGUAGCACUCUCUGCCUGGUGAACUCUAUGGUCAACCCUGCUAUCUAUGCCUUAAGGAGCAGGGAGUUGUGGUCCUCUUUGAGGAAAGUCUGUUCCUGUUUGGGGAGGAUGCCAGGCUUCCCAGAGAGCAACCCAGAAGCAGAGAGCACUCAGAAGUCCUGCCCAAUAGAAACCAUUUAUGAGGAAGUCAUCUGCAACGCAGAGGUAGAACCAAUGAAGGACUGAACUCCAAAACAC